Molecule: messenger RNA, 1664 nt
Organism: Bactrocera tryoni
Lineage: Eukaryota; Metazoa; Arthropoda; Insecta; Diptera; Tephritidae
Exons: 2
Coding region: 567-1664 (365 amino acids)
Molecular function (GO): G protein-coupled receptor activity
Source: RefSeq, a predicted model, not a curated record
AAAUCAGUCUGUACAAAUGCGCAGACAAUGAGCCAGUCAGUUAAUUGAGAGCCGCGAACGUGUAAAGACAUCGACGUCCGGGUCUUCGUUGAAUGGUAAGACGAAUACAAACGGAACGGAACGUCUUCAAGUUCUUCCGGUCGUUUUGAAUGGCAGUGAUUGUGUUUAGUAACAACAGUAAAAAAAAUUUUAAUAACAACAGUAAAAGUCAUGUGAAAAAAAAGAAUUGCAUAUUACCUAUUUGUUUAUGAUUGAAAAUUUCAAAAUCAUUGAUUAGAUAAACGAUCGUUGGUUGCUGGCAGCACUGUUGUGUUGUGUUAUUGUGAAAUUUCAAUUGCUGACGCCGUUGGUGCGUGUUAUCUUAAAACAAGUUACUGAUCCUCACGCGAUCCAUUAUAAUUAAUAGUUUUUGUGUUUCCCGUUUCUUUACAAAAUUCUAGUGUGUGUUGGCGAGUGCUUUUAAAAUUGCGCUCUCACUGAAAAAAUGUCUAACGUGUAAACUACUAGAUAAGUAACUAGAAAGUCUGCAAUAACUGAGACCGCUCAAAGCACACGAUCGCUGUUUAAUGUCUUUGAUUGUGCUCUACUUGCUGAUCGCGGCGGGCAGACACAUCGCGAGCGUGCAAGGCGAUAAUGAGACGCGCCAAACGGCAGUGCGGCGCUUGGUCAGCGCGCCAAUAUGUUGUCCCCUAGGCUGGUCGUUAGUCAAGAUCAAUAUGGGCUUCUUUCGACCCGAGAUCUACGAGUGCCGCAAUCUCGCGGAAGGCGACGCUGACAACAGCGCUGCUAGCGGUGACGCUAAGGAAACGCAAACCAGCGUUGACAUCUUCGAACGCACCGCGCCGGUCUACGGUUACCGCAUACAAGCGCCGGCGUUGGAUCAGGGCGGCAAUUAUAGCGGUCAGCUGCCGCAAUGUAAUCGCCAAACGUUCGUCUUUCUUACGGGCGACCGUGAGGUGGAGUUGCCAUCAAGUGCUUGUCUCGCCAGUGUCGAUCAACGUUUGGCGGCCGUUUAUUGCCCGCCAACGCGUGGUGAGGCGCUACAAACGCUUAGUGUGGUGCACAAGUGCUGCCCGCUGCAUUAUGUUUACGAUGCGGGUCAACAGAAAUGUGUACGCAUUGCGGGCACACCAAAUUUCCAGCGCUAUGGCAUAUUGUUACAAGAGUGGGCGAUCUUCGUCGACGAUGUGUUGGCGUGUCCGCAAGACAUGGCGCUGGUGGAGUAUCAAUUGCGUGGCAAGGAAGUGAAAUUCAUCGAUGGCAAAAUGGCGAUCGCCAUACGCGGCGAGUGGAAAAAGUUCAAGCUGCUCGAAUACUGCAUGGAGGCAAUUGAGGGUGCGUCCGUUUGGAGUGAUUUUGCCGAGCAACGGUAUAUAGUGCGUACCUGUCAGCCGCGCCGCGUCUGUCAGGGCGUCGCGUGCAUACGUCGUUGUUGCGCCGAUGGUGAAUUCUUUACGAAAGGCAACAGAACAUCCUAUUGCAAACGCGACGAGUCGGAUGUUAGUUUUCAUAGUUUCGAGAGUCUGCAGAUUACUGGCAACUUCACAAAACCCGCAGGAGACUUAAAGAAAGAGCCUUUGACGAGUCUGAUGCUUUUUGAGUUUGGUGAACACAUCCGAUUCGGUGAAGCCUUCUAUGUUUACACAUUCAACAAAAAAAGAUGA